This is a messenger RNA of Lolium perenne, 1033 nucleotides long. RefSeq lists its product as uncharacterized. The record is from RefSeq and is a predicted model, not a curated record. Lineage: Eukaryota; Viridiplantae; Streptophyta; Magnoliopsida; Poales; Poaceae.
ACUCCCACCGGACCGCACCAGGCACCCAUCCACCAUACCCCAAUUCUCCAGCGCCCUGUCCAGGAACCAGUCAACGCCGCUCGCCGCCGAACGGCUCCUGGUCACCACAGGGCACCGAGAAAAUUGCAGCUAGAAACAGAUCCGGAAGCAUCCUUAGUGAUAGUAGGAUGGAUCGUGAGAUGCCUCCACUAAAUGCUACGGGUGCGGAAGAUCUACCGCCGGCGGCCAGGGAGACGACGUUGGAUUCGAGCCAGGGGUCAACCAGCCCCUCGGUGGCGGCCGCCAGCCCGCUUCUAGUUCACGACGGAUGCGGGGCGGCCCAGACCUUAACGCCGGCCGCACCUUGCUUCCAGUUCUCGCCAGACGAUGCGGGUUCUCAGGCAAGGGCGCCGGUGCUGGCUGAAUCAGGCGUUGUGCCUGGUGAGCCGCCUGAAGAUGCCCAUAUCGAGCCGGCGGCCUCGGCCUGUGGUGGCUUGGCGAGCUGUGCCCGAAGCAGCGCCAGCUGCCUAGAACCCGGAUUUGGAGGCGAGCAGUCCAUGCUCACCUCCGACUCCAUGGAAGCUGCACCUGAUCAAUCGGUCCUCGUCGGCGGCGCGUAUGGCGUUGCUGGGGCACCUGAUCGGUCAACAAAUUUCGGCUGGAAGCGACGGCCUAGAGGGCCACCUGUUCCGGAUGAGCGCCCUCCAUCCGUCGGCAGGGUGCCCGCUCUCGAAUCCUCGUUGCAUGGCUUCGCCAAUAGGCAGUCGGAAGUGAUAGUCAAUCCAACAAUGGGAACUGUAUUUGACUCGCUUCCUGAAGCUUACGAGUUUUACAACCUCUAUUCCUGGGAGAGUGGCUUUGGUAUUAGAUAUGGAAAGAGCAGGCAGAAUGUUCGCGGCUCCAAGUGCAUGCACGAGAUAGUGUGCGGCAGUGCGGUAAGCACAACUAUACCUGCGUGAUCCCUAUUUUUUGCAAUGUAAAGGCCAAAACACGGUGAAAAUGAAUCAGCUUGAUGUUUGUGUGAAUAUGCUUUUAUUUGUUGGUUGUUGCGUCA